This is a messenger RNA of Botrytis sinoallii, 369 nucleotides long. RefSeq lists its product as uncharacterized. The record is from RefSeq and is a predicted model, not a curated record. The transcript has a single exon. NCBI's taxonomy places the organism in Eukaryota, Fungi, Ascomycota, Leotiomycetes, Helotiales, Sclerotiniaceae. The coding region runs from base 1 to 369 and encodes 122 amino acids.
AUGCAAGAGAUUAGUGAGCGUUGCAUGUUUUCUGGAGGAUCAGUGCAAUUAAAUUUUGCUAAAGAAAUAUGUGUGAAGCUCCCGUUGAGCCUCUGGAAUGUCUUGGUCAACAAGAGUGGGAGACAUUUCUUCGAAAUCUACAACAUACUUCUAAAUCGAGAGAAAUUUGUCAUCCAAGCGGCUGCCAUCAAAUGCGCUUUGAAAAAGGUGAGCACAAGUAUUAACAAUGUUUCACCGGAUUUUGAGCUAUGUAGGCCUCGUGCUUCAAAGUGCCUGAAAAGUGCAGAAAAUGGAUUUCUUGAGAGUCUGAGGACGCAAUAUACUUUGAUGAGAUUUACGAUGGUGAGAGUGGCAGAGCUUGGAGUAUGA